AUGGAGAUAGAAGUUAAUAAUUGCAGAAUUUUUAUAAAUUUCAGGAUUAAUAAAACUGUUUGCCAGAAUUCAUUGUUCAUUGUUAAGGUAAAAGUUGGAAUGGUUAUGGUCAGUGAUGGGAAAAGUCGUCCUCAACCAAUGCGACUUCAGUUAUGUGAAAAUAUGUUAUUGCUACAGAAAGAAGAAAUUGUGAAUAGUAAUAUUACUAUUUGUCAUCAAGAACCUCCAGGCGAUUCUAGAGAACGUAUUGUUAAAGUAAUUCGUCAAAAAAUAGGCGGAUUAGGACUGAGUAUUAAGGGAGGGGCAGAAAAUAAAUUACCUAUUUUAAUUUCUAGAAUAUUUAGAGAUCAAGCAGGAUUAGACUUGAUUAGUAGUCAUCAGAAAUAUUUAGUAGAUGGCUUUUAUUAA
This is a messenger RNA of Centruroides sculpturatus (bark scorpion), 408 nucleotides long. RefSeq names its product gamma-1-syntrophin-like. The transcript is spliced from 6 exons. The record is from RefSeq and is a predicted model, not a curated record. Gene Ontology annotation, molecular function: protein binding; structural molecule activity. Gene Ontology annotation, cellular component: dystrophin-associated glycoprotein complex; intracellular anatomical structure. The coding region runs from base 1 to 408 and encodes 135 amino acids. Lineage: Eukaryota; Metazoa; Arthropoda; Arachnida; Scorpiones; Buthidae.